This is a messenger RNA of Thunnus maccoyii (southern bluefin tuna), 5115 nucleotides long. RefSeq names its product oxysterol binding protein 2a (gene osbp2a). The transcript is spliced from 14 exons. Bases 450 to 2681 code for a protein of 743 amino acids. NCBI's taxonomy places the organism in Eukaryota, Metazoa, Chordata, Actinopteri, Scombriformes, Scombridae. Gene Ontology annotation, molecular function: cholesterol binding. Gene Ontology annotation, cellular component: cytosol; intracellular membrane-bounded organelle; membrane. The record is from RefSeq and is a predicted model, not a curated record.
ACACACAGAAACCUGCAUAUGCUACGAUCCUAUAAUAAGGACGUCAUCAUGAGCUUCCCUCUCUCAGAUCCACAGGCUCUAUUAUUACAGCGCAGUGAAAGUGCAGACUCGACCGUAUAGUUUCGUGUAAUAAUGUGGUUUGUUAUUUCAUCCUAGCUAAAACAUUGCGCGCUAGUCAGAUUUUUUUUUUUACGUAAAACUAUCUCACUGACUCAGCUUCUCCAAACAGCUGCAAGCUAACUGUAGCUUUUAGCAGAGGAUACAGUGCAGUGCAGCUGGCUCACACACACACACAUACACACACGCAUACACACACACGCACACACACACACACACACACACACACACACACACACACACACACACGCAGAUAGCUAACGGUAACUCCACAGAAACUGCACCGUCCAUCCCCCCCUUUGGGAGUAGCGUUACCGACCGAGAGGAGCAAAAUGAACGAGCUGGUGAAGAGUUUGCCCUCGCCGACUCUCCCGGGGAUCCAUCUCCCGUGUGUGGAUGCCUGCAAAGGCUGGCUCUUUAAAUGGACCAACUACCUGAAGGGCUACCAGAGGCGGUGGUUCGUCCUCAGUAACGGCCUGCUGUCCUAUUACAGGACUCAGGCAGAGAUGGCGCACACUUGCCGGGGCACCAUUCCCUUGGCAACCGCACACAUCGAGGUGGGUGACACCUGCCAUAUGGUGUUAACUAGCGGGGGCCGAAGCUACCACCUGAAGGCCACUUCCGAGGGAGAGUGUCAGCGAUGGGUGUCAGCCCUGCAGCAAGCUAAAGCCAGUGCCACUCUCCUGAUGCAUCACUCCGAAGAUGACUCAGGAGAUGAAGGCCCCGUACAGCAGGAGGACCGAGCCCUAACCCAAGGGGUGCUCAAGAGUCUGGCCAGCAAGCUAGAUGACCUGAGCACCUGUAAUGAGCUGAUAGGAAAGCACGGCGCAGCCCUCCAGCGCUCUCUCAGCGAACUCGAGGAACUCCGUGGGUCCUGUGACAGCACAGACAAAGUGAAAGCAGUUAAUGAGCGAGCAACUCUCUUCCGUAUAACCUCCAAUGCUAUGAUCAAUGCUUGUCGUGACUUUUUGGACGUAGCAGAAUCUCAAAGCCGGAGGUGGCAGAAGGCCCUGCAGUAUGAGAGAGAACAACGUCACCAUUUGGAGGAGACAAUCGAACAGUUAGCCAAACAGCAUAACAACCUAGAGAGAGCCUGGAGGGAGAAUCCCACCUCAUAUACAGGUGUGGAGAGGUCUCAAGAGGGGGAUGCGAGUGAUGAGAAUGAUGAGGCCGAGUUCUUUGAUGCCAUGGAAGAGUCACCUGCAUUCAUAACUGUGACUGCUACUGGCGACAUAAAGCACAAGCGCUCAGGGAGUAAUCAGAGUAUGAUGAGCGGAGUCGUGCCCAAUGACUGGACUCACAACGAGAAUGACACCUCAGGCACAAACCACAUGCAGCUACGAAGAACAAGGCGCAGCCGUAUUCCUGACAAACCUAAUUAUUCCCUCAAUCUGUGGAGCAUCAUGAAGAACUGUAUAGGAAAAGACCUGUCCAAGAUACCCAUGCCUGUAAACUUCAAUGAGCCGUUGUCGAUGCUUCAGCGUCUGACUGAAGAUCUGGAGUACAGUGAGCUUCUGGACCGGGCAGCUCGCUGCGACUCCUCCCUGGAGCAGAUGUGCCUAGUGGCUGCCUUUUCUGUCUCCUCCUACUCCACCACAGUCCAUCGCACAGCCAAGCCCUUCAACCCUCUGCUGGGGGAGACAUAUGAGCUGGACCGAUUGGACGAGUAUGGUUAUCGCUCCAUCUCUGAGCAGGUCAGUCAUCACCCACCAGCUGCUGCCCACCAUGUGACAUCACAGCGAGGAUGGACUCUGUGGCAGCAUAUCACUAUUGAUAGCAAGUUUCGUGGGAAAUAUAUCUCUGUCGUGCCAUUAGGAAACAUUCACCUGCAGUUCCACUCAAGUGGAAACCACUACGUGUGGAGCAAAGUGACCUCGACGGUGCACAAUAUUAUUGUAGGGAAACUUUGGAUUGAUCAGUCUGGCGACAUUGACAUAGUAAACAACACAACCAAGGACACCUGCCAUCUCAAAUUCUCCCCCUACAGCUACUUCUCCAGAGAAGUCCCACGUAAAGUGACAGGAGUGGUGGAGGACAGAGAGGGCACAGCCCAUUACAUCCUGUCAGGAACCUGGGAUGAGAAGAUGGAGAGUGCCAAAAUAGUGGACAGCAGCCAAGGAUGCGGAAACUCUGAGGGCAAACAGAAGACAGUUUAUCAGACUCUUCAGCCAAAACUGUUGUGGAAGAAAUAUCCUCUUCCGGAUAAUGCAGAGAACAUGCAUUUUUUCUCCUCCCUGGCUCUGACUCUGAACGAGCAGGAAGAAGGUAUUGCGCCCACUGACAGUCGUCUGCGGCCAGACCAGCGGCUCAUGGAGGUGGGUCUGUGGGAUGAAGCAAACGGCCAGAAGCAGCGUCUGGAGGAGCGUCAGAGGCUGGAGAGGAAAAAAAGAGAAGCGCAAGCAAAUCAGGCACUGGAGGAAGGGCAAGACAUCGAGGUUUACCAGCCCAUGUGGUUUGAGAAGAGGACAGAUGAUACAACAGGAGAAAGCACUUACAUCUACAGGGGUGGGUACUGGGAAGCCAAAGACAGACAAGACUGGAGCCAAUGCCCCGAGAUCUUCUAGGACAAAAGUUCCCCUCACACCGUGACAUCAGACAGGCUGAGUGGUUCCUCGUGAUGUAAGGAUACCGAGUUGUGGACAGUUGAUUUGUGCAUGUGUGUGUGUGUGAGUGAGUGAGCCAGCGACUGAAAGUAGCCGCCACUUUUUGAACUUCAAGCACAAAAAAAAGCUCCUGCUUCCACUUACUAAUCUACUCUCUCCUGCUCUAUUAUAAUUGUGUUUUCCGAGUGCAUGGCCUCAGUUUGUGUGUGUUGUGGGUGUGCUUAAUCAGCAUUGUAGAGAAAUCAUGAGUGUAUGUGUGUUUGUUGAGGGUGUGAAAGAUAUGGCUUAUGCUUUACAGAUAAAAGAUUUCAGCGCCAAAACAAACUUGUUUUAUUUGGGUGUGUGUGUGUGUGUGUGUGGGGAUAACUUGGGGGCAAGGAGUGCCACAGAUGUUUUAGUGCGAGGACUGAAUGUCUUGUUUCUCUCAAAGCUGGAACAACAUGUUCCGCAUGCUGGGCUCUGACGGAGACGUGAGGCUUUUAAAGGACCAUUGCAGGACACAGCAUUCUUCUGCGCUAAAAGACAUUUUCACAGCAGAACUUCAUUUAGUGAUCCCUCCUGAUUCUUGGGGAUUUUUACUACUCUGUUUCUUAAGAUUGCACAAACUGUAUCUUGGCACAUUUACAGCUAUAUUCCACUCUGACAGGUCUUUAAAGAGCAGCUAAAAGGCCAGUAAAAACCAAGGUAGUUGUUAUUUUCUUUGGACAGAGCUAACUGAGAACACCAUGCUGUUUUAUAUGCUUUUCCCCCCACAUGAUCUUGAAAUUACGGUUCUGCUUGCAUUAAAGGGGCACUCCACCAAUUUUCCAUGUUACAGUAAAUUUACCUGUAAUGAAGAGCACUACACAGACUGUGAAAACGGUUGUAUAAUGUCUUCACUGUCCAAGAAAAUUACUAAAGCGACAUCACGUGAGGAAUCUUGGUUUGGAUUUAGAGAUUACAAAGUUGUAUUCAGCAUUUUUAAAGCGUGACCCAUAAUCGGGACUAAAAGUCAGAAUAUCUCUGCCUGUUGCUGUAUCUAUUUUAACCAUUCUUUUUUACUUUUGUCUCUCACAAUUCUCCAAAUUUUACGAAAGUGCGAUAGUAAAUCACUGGAGUACCACCUCAAGUAUCUUCAGACUCAACAAUGGGAGUUUCAAUGAAGUAUAAAUCUGCUAAACUUGGGGGAUUUUCUUCAACAAAGGAUUAUAUUGGUGCUUGAUGGUAAUUUUAGCCUUAAUUAUGUAAUGACGUAGUAAAUCCCUCUAACAACUUCAACCAAACUGAGAUUCUGUAGAGAUUAUAGAAAUCUGACAGGCUUUUAUUUCUUUUAAAGGGAUUUACAGUACAUGUAUUGAAUACUUCAGCUUUCCCUUUUGUUUUAUUUUUGCUAUUUAAACUUCUAAAAUCAGGGUUUAUCAUCCCAGUAAGUAGCAACAAAUUUGUGUCCCCUAGUUAAAAUAAUCAGAAAUGGCUAGCUCUAUGAGUGAUUUCUAUCCUUAUCUUUGUGUCAGCAAUUACACAACUGCACAGGCACUUGAGAAGAAAAUACUCCCAGGUCAGAGAGGUGUUUUAUGCAGCGCAAAAAAAGUUUUAAUAACAGUAUGAACUGAAUGAUAGUUUGUAAAGAAAUGAGAUUUAUACAGUCUAGGACCAGAAAACAAUGAAGGAAAGGUUUAGCAAUACACUUGCUAAGGUUUUUGUGUGCAAGCAAGCACUGAUGUACAUGAGUAGUAAAUAUAAAUUCUCUUAAUAAACAGUAAUAAUCUGUUUAUUUAUAGAUUAAAGCUUACUGUGUACUAUAUAAUAGGGCAUGAUGCACAUGUACUGUAUGACUGCCUGGUUGGUUUUGGCCUGUAUAUAGCAAGAAUAUACAUAACUAUAUAGAAUCACCUCAUUUAUAAUCACUGUAAGAAAAUAUUUGUUUCACAUUACUUGAACAUUCAUAUUCUGGUCACUAUUUAAACUCUACUUGUGUAUACAUAACAUUAAAGAGUGAAGAUUGUAUACCAGUUAAUGAGAUGUUGAGGGAAAUUAAAUUAGGAAUUUAUAGGAUGCAAUAUAUAAUAUUGAUGAUGCAAAUAAAGUGUUGUUUGAAUAAAGCACAAUGUUAUGUUUACCUGCAGGUAAUGAUACAUGUUACAUCAACUUAAAGGUUUCCAUGGCAACAUAUAGCUAUGCAUGGUUUUAGAGUGCUCAAGCACUUCUGUAGUGAGAAGCCUCUUCACCUAGCUAAUUGUUUGUGGACUCUAUACUGAAACAUGAUGUGAACUCACCGUUUGUGCCCAAUGACCUCAAAAAGUUUUGCAUUUUAUAGCUCAAAUAAAAACAUAAAGAUGUCACCACGCUGUUGUUUACUGUGAAACUAGUGUUGUUGAAAUGUUGUAAAUCACAAGGGACAUAUGACACACAUACA